Messenger RNA from Taeniopygia guttata (zebra finch), 2346 nucleotides. Lineage: Eukaryota; Metazoa; Chordata; Aves; Passeriformes; Estrildidae. The record is from RefSeq and is a predicted model, not a curated record.
CCGAGCCCCGGGCAGAUGAGAACUUCCAGCAGGAGCAUUCCCGGCGCUGCCGGGCUCUCGGACCGCUGCCCAGCCGGAGGAGCCCGUGGGAGCCGCAGCUCCAGCCCCAGAUCAGGUUGCAGCCCUGCCUCGGGAGCUCUACACCACACCCCUCCAGCGUGCAUUGGUAGCGCAGGAUCGCGUUCAGCCCUGAUGCAGGAAUUCCCUCUUGCUUCAAGAGCUGUUUGUAGGAGUUUGGUGUGCUUGGAAAGCAGCAUUUACAACCUUCAUAAAAGCAGAAAGAAGGUGGGAGUUUAAAUCUGAAAGAGUGACAUCAGGGAAGAUGAAGGGAAGAAAAGAGGGACAUUUCUUACCUUCACCCUUUAUCUUGCUGCUCUUCUGUAUCGCCGGGCGCACAACUGCUGAGCUGGAUGGCAGCAAAGAAGAGCAUGCUGUGGGUGCUGGUUUGCCACCACUGAAGCUCGUGCACUCGUUCUGUGCCAUGAAAGCAGAUGAUGGCCCAUGCAAAGCCAUCCACAUCCGCUAUUUCUUCAACAUCAAAAGCCGCAAGUGUGAAGUAUUUGAAUAUGGUGGAUGCCACGGCAAUGAGAACAAUUUCCUAACGCUGGAGGAAUGCCAGGAGAAGUGUGUGGCAAAAGAAUUUCCUCAGAAGAUGGCGUUAACAAAAAUUAAGAAAGGACAGCCUGAUUUCUGCUUCCAUGCCCAAGAGCCGGGGGUCUGCCGCGGGUAUUUUACCAGGUACUUCUACAACAAGGAGACAAAAUUGUGUGAGGCAUUCAAGUAUGGUGGGUGCCUAGGAAACCAGAACAACUUCAGGAGUUUGGAGGAAUGCCAGACUACCUGCCAAGACAGCUCAAAUUUAUUGCCAGCUGAAGAGCAUCCUAGCACUGUGAGCAGCAGUUCUCCAGCUGAAGAACAUCCCAGCACUGUGAACAGUAGUUCCCCAGCAGAAGAACAUCCCAGCACUGUGAACAGCAGUUCCCCAGCAGAAGAACAUCCCAGCACUCUGAACAGCAGUUCCCCAGCUGAAGAACAUCCCAGCGCUGUGAACAGCAGUUCCCCAGCAGAAGAACCCAGCCAGUCUCCUGAGAUUUUUGUUAAUUUGUUGCCAGCUGCUCCAAACGAGAAGUCCAACACCCUGAAUAGUAGUUCUGCACAGGAGGAGCCCAACCAGUUCCCCAUUUUUUUUGAAAGCAGGAGAGAACUUUUCAACAACUCUCAGAAAAAUGAGGUUGUAAAAUGGAAACAUUUGGGAGAGAAACUCAAGAACAGGUAUAACAGCUCAAUUUUCUGUUCCAUCACAUUCAUAGAUACAGCACUAGGAACUGGAGCUGAACAGAGACAACUCACCUGCUGUAAUGUCCUGGUGACAGAGUUUACACACUGCCUCACAGGCUUCCACAUUGUCCUGCCAAAAGACAUGCUGGGCAUGACACAGGGAAUGUUUUCUGCUUACCUAAAAGAAGUCAAGUCUUUUAAUGAUCAGUACAUUGAAAUAAAUUUAUAAUUUUUAUGAGCUUCAGCAUAGAGGAAAUGAUGAUGAGUUAUUUAGUUUUUAUUUUAAAAUAAUCUUGUGUUGAAAAAAAAUGGCUCUAGAUGGCAAAAUUAAGAGAUUUUCUUCACAGGCUUGUUGCUUCUGUGAGUGAAGAACAUGCAGGUAUUUUGAAGAUAAUUGUGUUUGGUAUUUAGGGGAUUUAUCUGACAGUGAUGUAAGGAAUAGCAUAAUUUUUGGGAAAAAUACAAGAGGGAUUCUGAGUAGCACCUGGCUCUCUCUGGUGCACUUUAUGUACACAGCCCCUGUUUACCUCAUCACUGGCUCCAUGGUUCCCCCAAAUCUUGCAGUCAUUGUGAGAACUCCUUCAUGAGGGGACUGUGGACUCCCUGGAUAAUUCUACAUCACAGAUAAGUAAUUUACAUUACAAAGUGAAUGUUUGAAUUCUCUGUUAUAAUUAACAAGCCUGUGCUGUUUGGCCCUUUGCUCACUGGCAAACCUUUCUGCUCUGUUCUUUGUGGGUUCAGAAACUGGCAGGUUAAAAUAGGUAUGCUAUGCUGAACAUAUGCUUUGAAAACUAACAUCCUCUCCAGCUAGAGAGAGAUGAAAUUAGUUCCAGGCCCAAGAGUUCUCAGAGCAGUACCAAAAGCAUUGCCUUAGUUAAUUGAACUACCAUUUUCAUAAUAAAAAUCAGUAGUUUUAAUAUAGUUUUUUCACACUGUGGGCUUCUACUCUGAACUCAGAGUGAAAUUUAGUCUUGCAAUUAUGAAAAGUUAAGAGGUUCUCAUUUUAUAACUAGAAACUAACUUAGUAUAUCUUGAAAAGGCAACUCAUUAUUCAGUUUUAAAUUUACA